AUGAAUCCUCGCGGGUCCGUUUGCGGCCGGACAAAAUCGUUGACUAAUGACCCAAACGACCCCAAAAUCGUUGUCUGGACUAAGCUCCAGGUGCCUCCGGGGGAGGAGCUGGAUUCCUAUUGCCAGCCGUUGCUUCAUGCAGUAGGCCACGAAAGCACAGUGUGGGCCAGAGAGCAGGGAAAUCCAGAUAUAGUGAUGCUAGCGACGUUAUGGUACACUACUUCAGAAUUAAGGGAUUUUAUGGCGUCCCCUUCAGCCCAGCUUUAUAGAGAGAGCCUUGCCAAUGCAUCAAUAGUACCUCUUAUUUCUUGGGAGACUAUUCAUGGAUACGGGUCAUGGUUUGGCCCAUUAUCUCGAUCAUUCACCCAAUUAUUUUGGGUCUAUUUUCCAGCACCUAUGACACAAGCCCAACAAGCCGAGAUUUCCAGCUUGAGAGGGAUUCGCCCGCCCGUUAUGGGAUUCAGUAUCCCACAGAGUCAGUUGCGCCAAAGACACCUUCCUGUUCAGUUAUGGGCCACCCAGACUGAACAUUUGCAUGGACAAGAAGCCCAGUUGAUGCUGUGGCCGCAUUUCUGGCGGGAUGCUGAGAAGGCUAAGUGGAGAUUUAGUGGGACAGGCAGCUACUGGGGGUCUCCAACGGAGAGAUUCAUUGAAGACCUAGAAAAGGUUGGACCUAUAGAAUGGAAGGAAGAGUUAUAUGAAUUUCGUCUUGCUGAGAGAAGUGAUCCAUUGUUAUUAGUUACCUAA
Paecilomyces variotii is the source of this 747-nucleotide messenger RNA. RefSeq lists its product as hypothetical. NCBI's taxonomy places the organism in Eukaryota, Fungi, Ascomycota, Eurotiomycetes, Eurotiales, Thermoascaceae. The transcript is spliced from 2 exons. The record is from RefSeq and is a predicted model, not a curated record. Bases 1 to 747 code for a protein of 248 amino acids.